This is a messenger RNA of Cercocebus atys (sooty mangabey), 2109 nucleotides long. RefSeq names its product recoverin (gene RCVRN). The record is from RefSeq and is a predicted model, not a curated record. Gene Ontology annotation, molecular function: calcium ion binding. NCBI's taxonomy places the organism in Eukaryota, Metazoa, Chordata, Mammalia, Primates, Cercopithecidae. The coding region runs from base 1153 to 1755 and encodes 200 amino acids. The transcript has 3 exons.
UCGGUCUCCCAAAGUGCUGGGAUUGCCGGCGUGAGCCAUCGCACCCAGCCGUGUUUUUUUAAAUUUCAAAUUAAUUGCCAAAGUUGAAAAGUGUGGAAAUUGCAUCGAAAAUUCUGAUUUCUAGAUUUCUCUUGACUAAUUAACAAAAAAACCUCACGUUCCCAUGUGACCACGUUCGCUGGCAGCCCCUUCCCGAGGUGACACAGGCCUGGCUGCCCCCUGUUGGUCCCUGCAGGCAGUUCACCUUCACUCCCUGUGACUGAUGGGCAAUAACAAAAUGAGUGUUUAGCAUUAGCCGUGUGCCAGGUUCUAAGUGUGUCACACAUACUGACUCACAUCAGCCUCACAAUGACAGUGUGGUAGAUGCUAUGAUGCCCAUUUAUUCAAGAAAAGCUUAAUGGGGGCCCAAGCCUAUCAGGUUCUGGAAAUGGAAAUGCAUCUGGGAACAACACAGACAAAAUCCUGUCCUUCCUGGAGCUUUCAUUCCGGUGAGGGGACAUGGGGCGUGCCGAAGACGGUGGGGGGUGUGCUAUUAUAGAUAGACGGUCCGUAUAGGCCUGGCUGAGCAGGUGACAUUUAAGCGGAGACGUGACUGCAGUGAAGGGUUAGAAGAGUGUCCCAGGUGGAAAGAGGUGAAGAAACAUGCCUGGGGCCACACAGCUAGUUAAGUAGCCAAGCUGGGACUUGAACCCAUGCUGGCCCCAGAGCCUGUGCUCCUAACCACUGCAUUCUAGGGCUUGAUGUGAGUUGCCAGCCCUGCCCUGAGAUGCUCAGAGUUAGUGAGGAAGAGAAAUAGGGAACGUGGCUGCUGUUAGAGGGCUGGGGCUGGGGGUGCAGGAGGCCCCAGCUCUGAAGGUUCCAACUUCCUGUCCUAUUCUAGUCUCCUCGCAGGAGGCCGAGAUGAAUUGCCUGCCUGCCCUGGGCUCCUUAUUUUAAUCUCAGUAGGGUUCUGGGAGCACCCACCCACCUCCACAAAGCUCCUGGGCCCCUCCUCCCUUCAAGGAUUGCGAAGAACUGGUCGCAAAUCCUCCUAAGCCACCAGUAUCUCCAUCUUCAGCUCACACCAGCCCUGAGCGCCAGCCUGCGGCCAGGGGACCACGCACGUCCCACCCACCCAGCGACUCCGCAGCCGCUGCCCACUCUUCCUCACCCAUGGGGAACAGCAAAAGUGGGGCCCUGUCCAAGGAGAUCCUGGAGGAGCUGCAGCUGAACACCAAGUUCUCAGAGGAGGAGCUGUCCUCCUGGUACCAGUCCUUCCUGAAGGACUGCCCCAGCGGCCGCAUCACCCAGCAGCAGUUCCAGAGCAUCUACGCCAAGUUCUUCCCUGACACCGACCCCAAGGCCUAUGCCCAGCAUGUGUUCCGCAGCUUCGAUUCCAACCUCGACGGCACCCUGGACUUCAAGGAGUACGUCAUCGCCCUGCAUAUGACCACCGCGGGCAAGACCAACCAGAAGCUGGAGUGGGCCUUCUCCCUCUACGACGUGGACGGUAACGGGACCAUCAGCAAGAAUGAAGUGCUGGAGAUCGUCAUGGCUAUUUUCAAAAUGAUCACUCCCGAGGACGUGAAGCUCCUUCCAGAGGAUGAAAACACGCCGGAAAAGCGAGCUGAGAAGAUCUGGAAGUACUUCGGAAAGAGUGAUGAUGAUAAACUUACGGAGAAAGAAUUCAUCGAGGGGACCCUGGCCAAUAAGGAAAUUCUGCGACUGAUCCAGUUUGAGCCUCAAAAAGUGAAGGAAAAGAUAAAGAAUGCCUGAUGCCUACUGUUCAGUUGUCCUCCCUCCACCCACCACUCACACGACACCCGUGAGCACGUGUGCAUGCACACACAUGCACACACCCACCCCAGGGCCAAGAGAAAGGCCUGCACACAAGCCCACAGCACAGCUCCCUGCCAAACUGAAGCAUCUGUAGUGACCCACUGGUUCCUUCUUCCUGGGUCUUCAGCGUCCCUCCCAUCAUCCCCGGUCCCACCCCUCCCUCUGCCCACCAGCCCAUGGGCCUGUGCUAAUCCCAGGAUUAGGCCAUAGGAGUCCUAAGUGUCACCCCGCUGUAAGCUCCUUUGUGGAGUGCUGGGUAAGCAGUUUCCAAUAAAUGUAAGCUGAGCUGGG